GUAAUAGCAUGGCAGUAUGGCUUGAGUUGCCCUUUCGGUCAACCUAAGAGAACAAAAUCAGAUUUUCUUGUCCAAGAGCAACACGCUAGGUUAAGAUGUUCCUGCUAUGAUCUCAAGAAUCUGCUCAUAAGCGAUCCGCCUUCUUACUUACUUUGUGCGGGUUCUGAUUUCGCGUUCUAAUAUUCUGUCAAGAUCUUUCAAAUCUAUUUGCUAGGUAUGGGUGAAGGCAGGAAACGAGAUCGGGAGCGAUGGAGCCACGAUGUGUUUAUCAAUUUCCGUGGGGAACUUCGAGAUAAUUUUGUAAGCCAUUUGGAGAAGGCUUUCAAAAGUAAUGGGAUACACAUAUUCAAGGACGAUGAUGCACUAAAAGCAGCAGAAAAGAUCAACACAGAGCUCUCGAAGGCAAUUAAAACCUCCAAAGUUCACCUUGUCCUUUUAUCCAAGACGUAUGCUCAUUCAUCUUGGUGCUUGGAUGAACUUGCGGAAAUUUUUGAAUGCAGCAAAAAGGAUGCCGGACAUAUGGUAGUCCCAGUUUUCUACAAGGUUGACCCAUCCGAUGUACGCAGACAAAAAGGAUCAUUUGGUGAACCCUUUGAGAAACACAAAAGCCGUCACCCAGGGAGCAAGUUGCAGAAAUGGAAGGAAGCUUUAACACAAGUUGCAAACCUGUCUGGUUUUGUCACGGGAAACUACAGGGAUGAAGCAAAGUUGAUCGACGAUGUAACUAAAGAAGUUGGGAAAAUGUUGUCUGUUUCAUACUUGCCUUUACCAACAUAUGCCGUUGGGGUUCGAUCACGUUUACACCGUAUGAAUGAGCUAAUGUGCUUUGGUUCGGAUGAUGUUCAAGUCAUUGGGAUCAGCGGAAUGGGUGGGAUUGGUAAAACAACGCUGGCCAAGGCUGCAUUUAAUAAAUUCUCAGAUCGUUUUGAAGGAACAAGUUUCCUAGAAAACUUUGGAGAUUGCUGCAAGAAACCUGAAGGGAAGGUUCAUCUUCAGCGAAAACUUCUUUCUGAUAUCUCAAGAAGGGAUGACAUACUGUUCAACAUGGAAGACGCCAUGGAAAAAAGAUUCCGCAAUAAAAGAGUAUUAGUUGUUAUUGAUGAUCUUGAAGACCUGACGCAACUUAAUUCAGUCGCAAUAGAUUUGAGCUGCUUUGGUCCAGGAAGCAGGAUCAUCGUUACAAGCAGGAACACACAUUUGUUAUGGCAGCUCGGAGCAAAAAAUAUAUAUUCACCGAAAGAACUUGAUUAUGGUGAAUCCCUUGAGCUCCUCAGUUGGCAUGCCUUCAGAGCAAGUGAGCCUCCUGAAGCGUUUCUACAGCUCUCAGAAAAGUUGGUUGAAUACUGUGGAGGACUACCCUUGGCUAUGGAAGUCUUGGGUGCGUCCCUCUUCAAGAGAAGCAUUUCAGAGUGGGAAACCACGUUGCAACGGCUGAAGAAUAUACCCGAAGAUAACAUUCAAGCAAAGCUUAAGAUCAGCUUUGAUGGGCUAAGUCAAGUGCAGAAAGAUAUAUUCUUGGAUCUUUCUUGCUUCUUCAUCGGGAUGGAGAAAGACUAUGUAAGUUGCAUAUUGGAUGGAUGCAAGCUAUAUCCUGAGAUAGGACUCAGUGUGCUAAAGGAGAGGUGCCUCAUUACAGUCCGGGAUAACAAGAUAGUGAUGCAUAAUUUAUUACGAGACAUGGGAAGAGAUAUUUCGCGGAACAAGUGUGGAAAAUGGAGUAGAUUGUGGGAUCCUGAUGAUGCUCGUUAUGUCUUGGCAAACGACUAUGUAAAUGGAACUGGUGCAACUAAAGGUCUCACCCUGAAGGUCGAAGAUCCGGCUACUGAGAUCUUGGAGGUAAAAGCAUUUUCAAAAUUACCAGGGCUGAAACUUUUACAACUCAGUAAUGUAUCGCUCAGCGGAAGCUAUGCACAUUUUCCUAAAGAUUUACGAUGGCUUUACUGGCUUGGGUGUCCUUGGGACUCUGUGCCAAUAAACUUACAUUUGAGAAAUUUAGUUGUCAUGGAUAUGCAGUACAGCAACCUCAAACGACUUUGGGAUAAUCAAGAGCAGCCGCAGUUCCUUGAGCAUCUAAAACACAUCAAUCUCAGUCAUUCUGUCCACCUCACAGAGACUCCAAACUUCUCUUAUCUCCCAAACCUCGAGAAGCUGGUCUUGGUAAAUUGUAAAAGUUUGGUUCUGGUUCACAAGUCGAUAGGGACUCUUCACAAAAAGCUGGUGCAUUUAAAUCUUAAAGGUUGCACUGAACUCGGAGACCUCCCUUCGGAACUCUAUACAUUGAAGGCACUGGAAACACUAAUUCUUUCAGGCUGCACGAAACUUGAGAGAUUGGAUGAUGCUUUAGGUGCAAUGGAAUCCUUGAGAGUUCUUAAAGCUGACUAUACCGCUCUAUCGCUAUUUCCCUCUUCGGGUGAUCAACUGAAAAACCUGGAAGAAUUAUCUCUUGAUGGCUGCAAAGGAUUAUGGAAAGGCAAAAGCCCUCUAGCUGCUGUAUCUCUUCCAUUUUCGUUUAACCGUUUAGGCUGCCUGAAGACUUUGAGUUUAGGCUUCUGUGGUCUAUCAGAUGAGUUGGUUCCUGUAAAUCUUCGGAGCAUGUCUUGUCUCGAGGAACUUGAUCUACGAGGCAACAACUUUCGUAACCUGAAGACGGAUUUUGCUGGUCUUUUGAGUCUACUGGUCCUGAAAUUGGAUAGCUGCUUUGAACUUCAAUCCAUGUUUAGUUUACCAAAAACGUUGAGAUCUUUCUAUGCGAACGACUGCAUCAUGUUGGAAAGAACUCCAGAUUUAUCAGAAUGUGUGGCGUUACAAGCGUUGUACCUCACAAAUUGUUUAAGCCUUGUUGAGACGCCGGGUCUGGAUAAACUGAAAAGGGUUGGAGUCAUCCACAUGGAAAUGUGCAAGCGCAUUCCACAUACUUAUAUAGAAAGAAUCAUGCAGGGCUGGGCUGUGAAUGCCAAUGGGGGAAUAUUUAUCCCCGGGUGUAGUCUUCCAGACUGGGUGAGCUUCAAGAAUGAGACCAAUUCAAUCUCUUUUACGGUGCCUGAAACUCGGGAACUUGAUCCGGUCGGGUUUACCGUGUGGACACCAUAUAUGAGCCAGCAAAACAACCAGAUGUCUGAAUAUUCUCCAAAGAUCACACUGAAGAAUCAAACCAAAGGAACCGUAUGGAGUCGCAAGCCAGCCACAGAUCAGAUUCGUAUGUACCAUGAACGACACAUCUGGCAAGGACACUUUUUAAAUGAAGAUUUCAACUUAGAAACGGGCGGUCAAAUAGAAGUUGCUGUGGAUUUUGGGGAUCAACUCACCAUUCUUGGGACAGGACUACGUCUUGCUUACAAUGGGCAUGAUCAAUCAGUGGCUAGAGUUUCACAUGAGAAGAAAUCAAAAUUCCAUCUACGUAGCAGGCUAUGAGCAAAAAUUUGAACAGGUCUUUUCUUUCUAUAACUUAUUAACACUUGAUGAGUUGCAGUUAUUACAGAAGCCAAACCACCCGAGUUACAGAAACCACGAUAAGAGAAACAUACAAGGACUUGAAAAAGCUUGACAGUCCAUAGAUCUUUCUUUAUCUACGAGCGUACAUGCUAUCUCACUCAGGGCAGCUUUUGUCUUUCUAUUUUUUUGUACCCUUUAUAAGUUUCUUACUAAUGCCUUGUAGAAAAACAUAAAGUUGUACUGUAUGUGAAUUUGUGAACUCAGUUUGUUUGUGACUUUGUCUUAUGAAUACAAGAUCAUUCCAUUUUGUUUU
Messenger RNA from Brassica napus (rape), 3745 nucleotides. RefSeq names its product disease resistance protein RPV1-like. Gene Ontology annotation, molecular function: ADP binding. The record is from RefSeq and is a predicted model, not a curated record. Bases 217 to 3411 code for a protein of 1064 amino acids. The transcript has 6 exons. Gene Ontology annotation, biological process: signal transduction; defense response. NCBI's taxonomy places the organism in Eukaryota, Viridiplantae, Streptophyta, Magnoliopsida, Brassicales, Brassicaceae.